AUGGCUUCUCUCACACGGAAAGGAGAGAGAUGUCCCGCUACGGGGAAAGGAAAAUAUUGGUCUCUUAGGAGACAAUUUACAAGAUCCGAUGAAGACCUCCUAAACCACAUUGGUCCUGAACCUGGCGUUUAUGGACCUACUAUGUGGGAGGACUGUGGCGUUCGGAGGUCUGAAAGACAACUUCCAUGUUGUGACAAGUGUUCUGCCACCCUGGUUGCCCUGAAGAAGCAGGCCCUCAGCCUGGCUGUCCAUCAUCACCUCUCCUCCAAGGACUCUACUGCCGUGUCUGCAUUUCUUCACGACAACCUCGGGGUCCAUAGCAGUCGCUCCACGGUGGAGUGCAGAGAGACAGAACGGGACCAGGGGCUUUGUGGUGCAUGUGGCACCCACCUGAACCAGCUCAAGCAAGAAGCCAUUCAGCUGGCACUGACCAGGGAGCAAGGCAGACGGACCGGUCAGUCAUACACUAAGACUCCUCUCGACUCCAGCCUCAUCACUGCCACCCCGACUAGGACAGUACCCAGAGAAAGUGAGACAAAAGGUGGAGACAAUGCUCCAAGAGAGGGGACUGUUAUCAGCGCAGCGCUGGGGAGCCCUCAGCUACAAAGUCGGACCCACAGCCCCAACAGCCCUCGAACACCUCGCAGUCCCAGGACUCCUCAGAGGACUCCUCAGAGUACCAGAAGGAGAGGGCCGAAGCUCCCCAACCCGGACAUGGACCGCUGGGUGGAGGAGCAGCAGCAGCUGGCUGCAUCUGCAGCUAAAUCUGUAUCAAUGAGCGGCAGUAAUAGUGUCGCCAUCUACCCCUAUCAUCAGACCCCAGAAGAGGUCAUCGAGGCCUGCGGGGAUGCCGGGAACCCACAGAGCAGCCCGAAGAUUGCCCACAUCUCCAGAAUGGCGACCAUGGCAAACUCCGUCGCCAUGUCGUUUCUGGCCAGGGCGGCCCAGAAGCUAAACCUGACAUCCAGGAAGAAAGGUGUCGGUUCUGACCCAGCUCCAGCUCAUCUUACCACCUGCUUCAGGGAGAUCAUCCAGAAAAGCCCCCCGCCGGUCCCACCCUGCCUCCUCCAAGCUGCCACCAAAACCAAAGGCCCACCCAGCAUUGGCAAGGUCAAAGUGAUGCUCAGAGUGCGCCCCACAACCUCCACGGGCCCCUCCCAGCCACCCAUCCUCCGCAUUGACCCGUCCAAGAGGAGGGUAAUUGUAAUGGAACCAGUGUGCAGCGGCAGACAGCACGCUGUGCAUACUGAGGGCGGUGAAGCCAAAGCGCUCCCUAAGUCCUACACGUUUGAUGCCAUCUAUCCGCAGGAGUCAAACCAGGCUGAGGUGUGCACAGGCGUCCUGGCUGAUGUCAUCGGCUACGUGGUCGGCGGCAGCGAUGGAUGCGUUCUGGGUUUGAGAUGCACUCAUAUGGGGUCUUGGUCUGCCAUGGUGGGGACUGACGAGAGCGCCAAGAAGAUGGGGCUCAUUCCUUGUGCCGUCUCCUGGCUGUACAGUGCUAUUGAGCGCCGGAGGGAGAAGACCUGGACUGAUCUGACUGUUUCAGUGUCUGCCAUAGAGCUCUGCUGUGGAGAGGAGCAGACACUGAGGGACCUACUGGCUGAGGUGGCCCCCUCAUCAGGCAAUAUCCAGGACAGCCCAGCAGCUCACAUUAGUCUUCGAGAGGACCCCGUCUAUGGAAUACAGCUUCGUAACCACAACAGGGUGAAGGCCCCCACUGCUGAGCGAGCCGCCUCCCUCCUGGAUGCAGCCAUCGCAUCACGUUACCGUGGCAGCAAGACAGGCGGAGGGGUGGGCGGGGACAUCGUAACGCCCCUUUAUCACAGCUCCAUCAUGUUCUUCACGCUCCACGUCCAGCCCCCCCGUACAGAGAACAGCACCAGUGGCAAAGUUCCACGUGGUCCCAACAAACUGACCCUGAUAGACAUUUGUAGCAGUGUGAAGGGGCUGACUGGAGUAUGCAGGAGCAAGAGGGAACCUCCUCAUUCUGAACUGGGCCCAACAAUCUUGUCUUUACUAAGUGGAUAUAAAAACAUACCCAACAAGAGCAGUAAACUGACGAUGCUCCUUCGAGACUCCUUGGGUCAUGUAAACUGUCAUACAGCAGUGAUCGCUCAAGUUGCUGAUUCACAAGCAAACCUCCUAGAGGCCUUAUCUACCAUCCAGCUGGCUGCACGCAUUCGUAGGACACAGAAGAGAACCAAGCAGUCCGCCUCAUGUUCUCCUCGUGGAAGGAGCCUGAGCAAAGAGAGGAGAGGGCCUCCGCCUCUUUCCCUGCGAGCAUUCCGCUCCAUGGAUGAGGUUGAUGUUGACAUCCCCCAUCUCCGUUUGUAUGAUGAGCUGGAUGAGCGCUCCAGCAGCGAUCAGUCCUGUGACACAGUCAUCCACAUAGACUCAGAUGGCUCGGUCCAGCCCAGAGCCUUUCUCACACUGGCCCAGCCUGAGUUUGUCCCCAUCAUCCCCUCUCUGCAUCCUAUCAAACAUGACACAGAUGACCCAGAGUUUGCUGCGCUCCUCCAGGAACUUUUGAGCAUUCCCCGACCACAGGGAGAGAAGAAAAAAGAAGAAACUGUUGGAGGGAAAGUUGACACGCUGCAAGUGGAAACGGGGCAGCCUGAGAGAGACUGUCUCAAAUGUGACACAUUUGCUGAACUUCAAGAGCGUUUAGGCUGCAUUGAUGGCAGUGAGACAGGCAUCAAUGUGCCUAAACUCUCUCUGUCACCAGACCUUUCUGCAACAACAAACUCACGACCCCAGAAGGACAUGGUCAAGCCGUCAGACACUGACUCAUCAGGGGCACCGCAGAUAUUGCUGUUGAAUCAAGAGUUAAGACGCAGUCAGAUAUCUGCUGGGGAAAAGCCAGCAGAUGGUGAGCUUCCUGAAGAGAGUUUUCAGAGGGAGGACUCAGGCCUUUAUGACUGCGAAGAGGGCAGUGCCGCCAGUUCUAGCGAGGAACCACAAAAUCAUACUCUCAAUCGUAAUGCGAUGCGUCAAGCUGAUUCCUCUGAACUUUCCAACUGUAAAACUCCUACAUCACUGGAUAACCUUUCUUCUCAGAACUGUGUUGCGGACCCCCUGAGCACAACUGUUCCCAAUUCACUUCCGCUCACACUUAAGCCAACAGAAAGCCAUGGGCGUUCUGAAACAAGUGAUUGGCUCAAACCAGAAAUGAGGAUCUCUCCAGUUGGCAAAAGUUCCCCAGUAUCUCCCUCCCUCUUCUCUCCGACCUCCUCUUAUUCCUCCUCUCCCUCCUUGGCUACUAGUGUCAUACUUGGAGACAUCUUAUCUCAUCUACCCCCAGAGGAAGUAAAGGAAAUGAAGGCCACUAUCACAGUAACUGUUCAGCAGCCAUUGGAUCUGACUGGCCAAGAUGAGCUGGUCUUCUCUAUGGUGGAAGAGGUGACAAUCAGAGGAGCAUUGGACAAAGGUAGGAGAGGUGGCAACAUUAUUCACAUCAGAGACACUUGCCAAUCACCAGCACAGGAUCAAGACUCUGGCAGGUCUCGCCCAGUCAGAAUCAUCAGCAACAUCAGUGAAGAUUCUGGAGCUGCAGGAUGUCCUGAUAUGACUGUGAGCCCUGUAGUACAGGCCGUAACCAAAGGGGGUAGCACCCAAAAUUUACCAUCUCAAUUUAGAAAGGAAAAGAAGUUGUUACCCUCGUUUAUAAAUCCCAUGCUUAUUGAUACAGAUAGUGAUUGUUGUAUGCAUGGCGCUAAACAAGUUGAGGGUUCUGAUGAUAGUUUUACAGGAGCAGAGUCAAUGUCUUGGGCCAGGCAGAGUAAACUCAAAUGUUCAGAACACAAGGGGACCCUUGGUAAGAAGAGCCAAGCGUCUACAACUGAGAUAGCUAAUGACAAGAAGUCUGAAAGCCUAUCAGUGUCACCCCAAAGCCAAAUUUCUUACAACACACCUGUAAGAAAUGUCUCACAACACAAACACACGGUUUUCUACGAUGACACAGCAGAAAAAAAAUCCGGUGGGAGAAGGCACAGAAACACAGACAGGAGCCAUCCCAGGAGGGUAGAACAUGUUUGUCCCACUAAUACUCCAAGGGGCUUGAUGGGGGAAGAAACCAGUUGCAGAAUUGUUGGGAAUGCCCCUGGGAGCGUUUCUGUUUUACCUGGUUACCCAGCAACGGUUUAUGAUGCCCCCAAAACAGCUAGCCUGCCAAGUGGCUGGCACAGCACCAAGCACCAGAAGAACAGCUGGGAUGAUCACACAGUAGACAACCACAAAGGCCCAAGGGGGGUGACAUCAUCCAACCCAUGUAGCCCUGAGAUCACCCUAGAGAGGAGGCAGGGCAGGCAGCACUCCACACCCAGCUACAGUGUCCCUUUUUCUCCUCCUCGGAAAUAUAGUACAGAGAACAGAUAUGACACUAGUAGCCUGAAAAGAAAGGGCAUCGGUUCUUUGUCAGAGGGUCUGAGUGCGGGCAUGAAACAUGAUAGCCUAAGUGGCAGUUUUAAGUCCCCCAUUGAGGAGAGCAGCAGCAGGCUUUUCAGUGCUAAACUAGAGCAGCUGGCUGGUAGGACUAAUUCCCUAGGGAGAGCUCCUGUGGAGUGCCAGACUCUGGAGAGAGGCAGCAGUACAACCUCAGUGAGCUCUAAGGGGAGCUCUAGGGGAAGCUCAAAGGGAAGUUUUGAUGGGAAUUAUAAGGAAGGUUACGAGGGAGGUUCUACCUUACCCAGGGCUAGCAGGAGCCCAAGGAGGACUCCCCGAUGUGUACCCAUGACUGAUCCAAGCUAUUCUACCACCUCUAGCAUCAACGCAUCUCAAUCUCCAAGAUCCACCCGCACUAAGCUCUCUGCUGUUGGGAAACUCAAGAUGGUUAGCCCCAAAGUACGCCGGCUAUCUGCCCCUACCACCAAGAACCUCAGCUUCUCACCAUCAGGCUUGUGCCACGCCAUCAGCCGCAGCACAAGCCUCUCCCCAGUUGGGAAAAGUCUCAGCCCAGGGCAGAUGUCCUCCUCUUCUUCCUCCUGUCCUCCCUGGUCCAGUCAUUCUACUAGCCAGAGCUCCAUUUGUUCCUCUACCAAAGCCCCCAUCCAGGGUAUUAUCAAUGGGAGGAUCUCUGACCUUCUGAAGGACAGGGAAACCAGCCCCACCUCAGGAGGAAUGUACAAAACAACCACCAGGUGUCCAACAACAGAAGACAGGCUCUCAGGCUAUUCAUCAUCCACUGACCGUCCCGUGCUCCCUUCACCCUACAGCUGUGUGACUGCUCCCCGUAUACCCAGUCACCUGAGUGGGAAUGCCAGUGACGUGACCAGUGUGCUGAGUGGCGAGCUGCCUCCUGCUAUGGGGAAAACGUCUCUUCUCUGGACUAACAGGAACAGUGUGGUGAGCAGUGGCUAUGAGAGCAUGCUGAGGGACAGCGAGGCCACAGGGAGCAGCACCUCCAACAGAGACUCAGUGAGCGAUAAGAGCAGUUCCCUCCUCAGCAUCGCCCGAAGCAGCCGAACGUCCAGGAGGAGAGGCAACACAGGCCCCCACCAGCAUCGUCUGUCCCACGAUGGGCCCCCGUCCAUGAGGAACUCAGCUAGUGGUCUGCGUUCUCGCUGGGUGGACCGGGGCAUCCCAGAGGCCUACGAAAUAAAAGUCUACGAGAUCGACGACGUGGAGCGUAUGCAGAAACGAGCAGGUGCUGGAAAACAGGGGCCCGCAUGCUUCAGUGCCAAGCUGAAGUUCUUGGAGCAUCGUCAGCAAAGGAUCUCAGAGGUGCGGGCCAAAUACAACAACCUGAUGAGAGAGAUGGAGCAGGCCAAGCAGAAUCUAAUGCUGGAACGCACCAAAUGGAACCAAGAGUAUGACCUGUGGCAGACGUUUGAGGUGGACCCCCUGGAGCAUCUGGAGGCCCUUGAGGUGGUGACGGCUCGGCUGGAGAGCAGGGUCAACCUCUGCAAGGCCAACGUCAUGAUGGUCACCUGCUUUGAUGGGUCCACCAGAAGACGACAGAAGAGACGGCGGCGAACUGCGCCACAGCACCAUGGCUUUAUGGGAAUCUGA
This is a messenger RNA of Lampris incognitus (smalleye Pacific opah), 6006 nucleotides long. RefSeq names its product kinesin family member 26Bb (gene kif26bb). The record is from RefSeq and is a predicted model, not a curated record. The transcript has 16 exons. Gene Ontology annotation, biological process: microtubule-based movement. Gene Ontology annotation, molecular function: ATP binding; microtubule binding; microtubule motor activity. NCBI's taxonomy places the organism in Eukaryota, Metazoa, Chordata, Actinopteri, Lampriformes, Lampridae. Bases 1 to 6006 code for a protein of 2001 amino acids.